This is a messenger RNA of Pseudomyrmex gracilis, 2538 nucleotides long. It is a transcript of the gene Rexo5, whose product is annotated as putative RNA exonuclease NEF-sp. The transcript is spliced from 9 exons. The record is from RefSeq and is a predicted model, not a curated record. Lineage: Eukaryota; Metazoa; Arthropoda; Insecta; Hymenoptera; Formicidae. The coding region runs from base 237 to 2297 and encodes 686 amino acids. Gene Ontology annotation, cellular component: nucleus. Gene Ontology annotation, molecular function: exonuclease activity; nucleic acid binding.
AGAAUGGCGUAUGGACUAGCAAUAAGGAUCCACUGAUCCAUAAGGGCAACAGUAACCACCAGUAACCAUCAAACCAAACCUCUCUGGCAAGAUAUACUCAUAAUAACUUGAGUUGCGAAACACGUACGUAUUUCUGGUAGAUUUUUUCGUUUUACGCAAAAAACCACGUCAAAUAACUAUAAAUUUAACGAUACCUAAGUUUAGCGAUAUAAUCUAAAUAACUACCCUUAUCAAUUAUGAAAGAUCUUACAACUAAACAAUUACAAAGAAUAAAAAAGAAAAAAGAAAAAGCAGCGGCAUUUGUGAGAAUUUCAAGACUUAAUGACAAAGAUAAAAGAUCAAAACUACAAUUAUUAAAGCAGUUAACAAAUACUGGUAGCACGUCACAGAUUUUAAGCUUUAAUGAUAUGGCAGAAGAAAAUUGCAAUCGUAAACGAUUUUAUAACACAAAUUUAAAUGAUAUAUAUUUGGAGACUCAUGCAAAAGAUGAUUUUGACGAGUUAAAAUUACAGAGGAACACUAAAAUACCUAAAUUAAGCGACUCUGAGGAAUAUGCAAAAUUAAAGCAAGAACUUAGAAAACGUAAAAAAAGACUUCAAGGAAUUCCAAGGCUUACUCUUAAAGCAGUUGGUGAGAAUGCUACUCUGGACUGCAAAAAAAUUGGAGAGAAAAUACCAAUAUUUCUUAGUGAUGUACAACAUUUGCUUUUAUAUUCAUUGCUAGGACAUCACUCUCCUUAUUUACCAACAAGAUGGUGUCAACUUGAAAAAUAUAACAAAAUAAGUCAGAUUGUGAUUUUUGUGGUUGAAGGUUUAUCUGCAUAUCAUUUUGUGGCUUAUGAAAGUUUAUUUUCAAAUAUAGCAAAUAAUUUCAAGUACCAUUUAGAAGUGGUAACACCUGUUGUUUAUGGAGCUUCUAUAACAGAAGAACUUGUAGCUGUUCCUAUAACAGGAACUCAGUGUGAUAAAUUACUUAGACGAUAUAGUUCUUUGGAAACUGCUCUGCAAUCAAGUGGAAAUGUUAUCAAGUUGUUAAAAAGUGCUUUUCCAGUACAAUUGUUAAACACUGAUGAAACUGUUUCUAUUAAACAGGAGAGUAAUAAGUAUUUAUCCUCUACUGACAAAUUUUGCAGAACAAAAUUGCUUUUGUCCUUAUGGCAAAUGGUGGAAGAAAAUUAUCCUGUACCUUUGAAAGGUACAUUAGCAGAAAGAUAUGGCUCUUACAUAUUAACAAAAGAUGUUUAUGAAGAGGCUACAGCAACAUCCCCAAUGUUUAGUUUAGAUUGUGAAAUGUGCAUGACUACAAGUGGUAAUCUAGAGCUUACUAGAAUUAGCGUUGUGGAUGAAAGUAUGAAUAUUAUAUAUGACAGUCUAGUCAAGCCAGUGAAUGCAAUAACUAAUUAUCUGACUCAAUACAGCGGUAUUACUGAAGAGAUACUAAGUGAUGUAACAGUUACAUUGCAUGAUGUUCAACAAAUUUUGAGAAAAUUACUUCCUCCAGACGCAAUUCUCAUAGGACAAAGUUUGAAUUCUGACUUGCAUAUAUUAAAAAUGAUGCAUCCUUAUAUCAUUGAUACUUCUGUAAUAUUCAAUCUCACUGGUAACAGGUAUAGGAAAACAAAAUUACAAGUAUUAGCCCGCGAAUUUCUCGGAGAAAAUAUUCAGAAUGAAGCUGGACAUUGCUCGGCAGAAGAUUCAAAAGCUUCUAUGAAAUUAGUCAAAUUAAAAUUGGCACAUAGCGUGGAUUAUGGGGACGCCGUAUUGCUCGGUAAUCGCGAUAUGAAACUCUUGAAGAUGAAAACAGAAAAAGAAAGACUAUCAUGGCGAGCAUCGCAAAAAGCAGAAAUAAAAAAUUAUGCUACAUCAAUAUUUAGUCAUGUAACAAAAAAUAAAGGUUCCACUGCCGCUAUUAUAGGUAGCAAUGAAACAAUAUCAGAAUAUUCCAAAUAUUUGCAAAAUUUGUCCCUAAAUAUCAUGGACGAUGAAAGUUUUACCAAGGAUGAUCAAGUACGUCUUAUAAUUGCUGACAGUGAUAAACAUGUCAUAGUUCGAACUUCAGAAAUAGCAAUAGAACAUACAUUUGUAUUAUGCCAUGUAAAAAUUAAAGAAGAAGAGUUAAAAGACGAACAAAUAGAGAAAACAUUUCGUACUAUAAAUAAAUGGAGCAGUACACUUUGGGAACAUAGUGCGGUGAAUAGUCUCUUAUGCACGAUAUUUGGUGGACAAAAUGUUACGAACGGUGCUUGUUUCUUAAGUAUAAAAUCAGAAACAUCGCCAGACUUUGUCAUACAAUCGUAGAAAAUAAUCAUUGAUCUACAAACAACAAUGUAGAAAUCAGUAGUCGAAUCUUUCCACUCUUGUAUCAAGAACUGAAUGAGUAGAAUUAGAUGACAGAUUAAUUAUUAUUAACAUAUAUAUAUAAUUACACUUGAUUAAAAAACUAAAACCUAAAUAUAUUUUUAUAGAAUUAUAUAUUCUUCAUUUUGGUUAAAUUUAUAUAAAUAACUAUAUUACAGUUAGAUAAGUAAGCUCCUAAAAU